Messenger RNA from Colletotrichum destructivum, 507 nucleotides. RefSeq lists its product as uncharacterized. NCBI's taxonomy places the organism in Eukaryota, Fungi, Ascomycota, Sordariomycetes, Glomerellales, Glomerellaceae. The transcript has a single exon. Bases 1 to 507 code for a protein of 168 amino acids. The record is from RefSeq and is a predicted model, not a curated record.
AUGAACCUACGGUGCCGGUUCCUAUUGUUGUGGGUCUCCGGAUCCCAUUGUUUCCCCGGUGUGAGUGGGACAACAUCCCCCAUUGUUCUACGACCUCGGUGCUCGCGCAGUUACAACCUACAAUCAUACCCGCGACCGCCCGUCGAUCUAGCGUCAAACCAAUACCAACCUUCCAGUCCAGUCCUCUGCGCCAGCCAUAACCAUUUCCUUGGUCCUUCGCGCCCCACUGCAUGUCAUCCUGCUUCGCUGAGCAAGACCCCUGGCCAACAGCCCACCAUUCCCGGGACCGGUGAGGACUGGCUUCGGGGCGAAUCGUAUCUAUGCGACGAGUCUCGACUUGGAAGAUUCGACAGGAUCGUUACAUUUUCAGCGCAUAUCGGUAGCUUGAGAAAAUACUGUUUUCAUUUCGCGGAGUUAUCACGGCACGAGCCCGGAGGGUGGGGAUUAUGCCUGAUCUACUCCGGCCAACGUGGGUUUAUUUCCAACCCGAUUCUUGCACGCUUCUAG